This is a messenger RNA of Saccharomyces eubayanus, 4887 nucleotides long. It is a transcript of the gene ESP1, whose product is annotated as separase. Gene Ontology annotation, molecular function: cysteine-type endopeptidase activity. The transcript has a single exon. The coding region runs from base 1 to 4887 and encodes 1628 amino acids. NCBI's taxonomy places the organism in Eukaryota, Fungi, Ascomycota, Saccharomycetes, Saccharomycetales, Saccharomycetaceae. Gene Ontology annotation, cellular component: centrosome; mitotic spindle pole body; mitotic spindle. The record is from RefSeq and is a predicted model, not a curated record. Gene Ontology annotation, biological process: proteolysis; meiotic chromosome separation.
AUGGCGAAGCAAGAGGAUCCGUUAAAUGAAAUAAGCCCGAAUACUCCAAUGACCAAAAAGUGUCAUUUAUUAAACGAGACGGUAUCGAAAGUCCAUCGCGGUAACCAAGCAAGAGCACCAACCUCCACAUUGGCCGAAGCCAGUUUAACUACCUCUGAUGGGGUACUCACGAUGCAUAAUGGCAUAAUUCAAAACUUUCUGAAAACUGCCCACAGCAAUAUAGAAUUGGCUACAGAAGAUAUCAAUAAUGUGGACCGCUCAUUAAGUUCGAUAUAUUCUCUAUUGAAGAGCCGCCAUAUGCUGGGCCAUAUGAACUCUACUGUCAAGCAGCACUUGAUGAUAGUUGUCAAACUUAUAAAUGGCAACGUAUUGGGGUUAGCUUCAUCUGAGAUCAUUUUUCUUUAUAAUGAAACAAACUUAUUUCAAGCUCACAACUUGAAAGACGUCCUCCUUGCGGACUUCAAUGUAUGGAAUGAUUAUUAUCUUUCGAACUUAAAAAUACUGACGUUACAACUUGUACUGAAGAGAAAGCUAGUGAAAGAAUAUUUACCGCAUGUGUUGGAGCUGUUUUCCCAUGACGAGAGAUUCCUGCUGAAGGAUUCCAAUCUGAAAGCGCACGCCCUUACAAAAAUCGUAUUAAACUUCUUCUCUGUAAUACCGAAUUGUAAAGCCUUAUUUGGUCUGAAAUUUUUGCAGUACGUCAAGCAGUAUAAAUUACCUUUCAAAAACUACAUUAGCAACAUCAGCAUUGAAGAUUUCAGUAAAAAACUUCUGCAUAAAAGUUAUAUUGACACAGGGCCUAAUAAAAUAUAUUUAAAUUCAUUUUACUUAUCCUAUUCCAGACUGUACGAUGGCCUGGAUAAGUUGAUGCUUUUAGAUCUUUUAAGUUACGAACAGCCUUCUAAAUUACAAGGCAUGACCAGCGUGAAGAAGGAGUUGAAUGAGUACUGCAAUAUGACCGAAAAGCGCCUUCUUUGGUCUUGCGUUUCUCCCGAUGAUUUGGGUGUGGUGCUCGAAAGCGCGACAGCAUUUUUGCAAGGCAAAAGGAGGAAAUUAUCAGUAUCAUUAGAUUCUUUAGUAUGUCUUUGGUCUACUAUACGUCUAGAAGGUUUACGAAAGAAUAAGGAUAUUUUAAGGCAAUUUGAUAGUACUAUCAUUUAUGUUAAUUCGAAUAUCAAAUCCAUUGAUGACGAUCUUACUGUAAAUUCAAUAUUCGAUCUUUUGACUAUUCUAUCUGAGAUCUGUAUUGAUUAUAAGGAGUUCAAACGAUUGGCAAACGUGGUUAGUCUUUUUUUCAAUGCAUCAGUUUUAUUCAAAAGACAUUCUUUCCUAUUGAAGACUGCCGACUUGGAAAUCAAGAGUCUUUUACUUAAUAAUGACCCGAAAACAGUUCACCGGACCAUGUUAAAAUUCGAGAAGUUUAUUUCAAGCGCCCAAAAUCUUCAAAAAAAACUUGAAGUUUUCUCCUAUUUGUUCAAUGUAUACUGCCUGCUGAGGAUUGACUCCUUAUCAUUUAUUUUUGAUUUUUGUCAGAACGCAUUCAUACAUUGUUUUACACGCCUAAAAUCAUCCAAAUUCAUAGAGUUUUCAAACUGCUCCGAAGUUAUGCUUUCCAUACUAUAUGGGAGCUCGUCUAUAGAAAAUGUUCCGUCUGAGAAUUGGUCACAGUUAACUAGGAUGAUUUUUUGUUCAUUAAGGGGAAACCUUGACUUGGACCCUUCCGAAUUGAAUGGCAAAUCAGAUAAACCACACCUCUUGAACAAGUAUGAGUUAUUAAUUAGGAUAGUGUAUUUACUAAACCUGGAUAUGAGUAAACACUCAACAACGAAUCUAUCAAACAUUUCCAAAAUGUACAUAAACAAAUGGUUAACACCGCAUGAAGUAACCGAAAAGAUAUCACCAUUUGAAAUGAAUUUUGUCAAAAUGCUACUGUGUUACUUAAAUUUUAACAGCUUUGAUAAACUAUCCAUUGAACUCUCACUCUGUAUCAAAUCAAAGGAAAAGUGUUUUUCCAGCAUCAUGCCUUAUGUUGACAAUUAUUUACUACAAGCCUAUUUGAGCUUACAUAUGAUUGAUGACGCAUUGAAACUAAAGAAUCAGUUACAAAUAACAGCAAACUUGCAAACAGCUAAAAUGGAACACGCACUACUACAUGUUGACUCCUUAAUGGAUAUUUACUUGUGGGAGGCUGACCUAAAAGUAUUUCAAAUAAACUUUCGCGAAACGCUACCUACUCUCAGGCCUGAAUUAUUUGAUAUUAAUAACGAAUACAAGCAACCGAUGUCAUUGUAUAUCAGAGUUAUUCUUUUGAAUAUAAAGCUUUUUAACGUAAGCGCGAAGCUCAAUAUCAAGGCUGGUAAGGUAAUAUCGGCUGUACUGGAUUGUAAAAAGGCACAAAACUUGUCUUUAUCCCUACUUAAAAAGAAGAAUCAACUAUCACAGGGAUCAAGGUUGGCUUUACUAAAGAGUUUAUCAAUCAGCUUUUUCCAAAUCAUCGACGUAUGUAUACGUAUUGGAUCUGCAAGAGAUUGUGAAUUCUACUGCAAAGAACUGUCCAAGAUUCUGUGCGAUUUAGGGGAACCGAUCAUUGUUUAUAGAUGUCUUCAUUUCCUUCACAAGUACUAUAUGAUUACAGAGCAAAGCAGCCUUCAAAGUAUAACCCUAAAAAAAGCAAACAAGGCAUUCGACUACCUGGAUGCAGAGGCAGAUAUCACAAGUCUGACAAUGUUUUUGUACGAUAACAAGGAGUUAGUAAAACUAGAACAGUCGUUGGUACUUUUUUUUGGUGACCAGCUAACCAAGACAUUUCUGCCGAAUCUAUGGAGACUUAAAUUGGGAGAAAAUAUUGAUGAUACUAUUUGUUUGCCUGAAUAUAAGGCUAUGAAUAUAAUCAACCAAGCCCGCAACAUGUGGCAGAAGGUAAUCAGCCAACUGGAGGAAGACCCCUUUUUUAAAGGUAUGUUCGAGUCUACCUUAGGGAUCCCUUCUUUCUUAACUGCUCUUCCUAGUACGAUGUCCAACAAUGUACUCAAAACCCCGUCGAAGCAUGGUAUGGGGCUAAAGCUUUGCGAUUCUCCAAGAUCAUCGAACAUGACACCUAAAGGGAAGAACAUAAGACAAAAGUUUGACAGAAUUGCCGCUAUUGAUAGACUAAAAAAAAUGAAACUACUUUUAGAAGGCUUAAAACUAGACACAUUGGAAAAUCAUGAAUUGUCCAAGAUUGCCUCCCUAUUUUCACUAACGCUAACCAUUCUUUCGAAUAUUACUAACAUUCAUAAUGUUGAGGGUAAUUUAAUAACCAGCUUCUCUCUAACUGAUCUGCCAAGGCACAUGCCCUUGCUAUUCGAUAAGACAUUAAAUAAUAUCAAUAAUGAGGAGUACAAAAACUUUCAUACAUCUUCACUAAAAACCAUCGGCAGCAUAUCCGCCGCCACAGAAAAUGAUGCAAUUUCUGUCGCUCAACAAAACAUAAUGGAUAGCAAUUUGGAUAUCAAUGUCAUCACUAUUGACUUUUGUCCUGAAACCGGAAAUUUACUUUUAUCGAAAAUUGAACCGAAGUACGAAAGAAGAACGCACUUAAGAUUACCAUUAAUACGAUCAAAUUCAAGAGACCUUGAUGAAGCACACCUUUCGUUUAUGGAGGCAACAAAGGAACUACUUUCUAUCAUUAAAGAAAGUAAUGAAACAACUUCGGUGGAGGUUACCAGCAAGAUUAAAACUAGAGAAGAGAGGAAGUAUUGGUGGACCACAAGAUACGAAUUGGAUAAGAGAAUGCAAGCAUUAUUGAAUAACAUAGAAAAUAGUUGGUUUAAUGGCGUUCAAGGUUUUUUUAGCCCUGAAGUCGUCAAUGGCUCUCUCUUUGAAGAAUUUAAAGGUAAGUUCUAUGAGAUUUUACAUCAAAACCUACCCUCCAGGAAACUCUUUGGAAAUCCAAAAAUGUUUAUGAAGAUUCAAGAUUGGGUGAUAGAAUUGUUUUUAAAGCUCAACCCCCAAGAAGCAGACUUUCUUUCAAAGAUGGAAGAUUUGAUAUAUUUUGUUCUCGAUAUUCUUCUAUUCCAUGGAGAGGAAAAUGCUUAUGAUGAAAUUGAUUUCAGCAUGCUUCACGUACAAUUGGAAGAACAGAUAAAGAAAUAUAGAGCGAAUAUGACAACCAAUAGUAUAUUCCAUACGUUUUUGGUAGUUAGCAGUUCAUGUCAUCUUUUCCCAUGGGAGUGUCUUUCAUUUUUGAAAGAUAUUUCAAUUACUCGUGUACCUUCUUACGUUUGCCUAAAUGAACUCUUAUUGCGUUUCCAUUAUAAAUUACCCAUUUCUGUAUGCAUCAAGGACAACAUUAGUAUGGUAUUAAAUCCAAAUGGCGAUCUGUCUAGGACUGAGUCAAAAUUCAAGGGUAUGUUUCAAAAAAUAAUCGAUACAAAGCCUUCCUCUCAGUUAGUCAUGAAUGAGAAGCCAGAAGAAGAAACACUUUUGAAAAUGCUGCAAACCUCCAAUUUGUUUGUUUACAUAGGUCAUGGUGGUGGUGAACAAUAUGUAAGAGGGAAAGAGAUUAAAAAAUGCACCACAAUCGCUCCUAGUUUCUUGCUGGGUUGUUCUUCAGCAGCGAUGAAGUAUUAUGGCAAGUUAGAACCUACUGGAACUAUUUACACUUAUUUGCUAGGUGGUUGCCCCAUGGUAUUGGGUAAUCUUUGGGAUGUGACUGAUAAAGAUAUCGAUAAAUUUAGCGAAGAGCUUUUUGAAAAGAUGGGAUUUACCGACAACGUUGACGAUUCGAAUGGCGAUAACUUAUCUGUCUCACAUGCUAUCUCAAAAUCUAGAGACGUUUGCCAUCUACGCUACUUGAAUGGUGCAGCUCCUGUUAUUUACGGACUACCGGUUCAAUUCACGUCAUAA